CCUCCCCUCAGGUGUCGUGGGCGGAGAAGAACGCGUAUCAAAAUGGCGCCGGCAGAGCCCGCCUUCCCUCCGGCGGAAGCGGAGUGACGGCAGGCGACAGCGACAGCAAGAUGGCGGCGCCUAGCCUGCUGCGUGGGGGGUUGCGGCGGUUGUUCACCGGGCUGUUUGGCAGCGGUUGGACGUCGCCGCCGGCCCGAACCCUCCGGGAGGUCGUGGAGGUGACUGAAGGCAAUACGACCACAAUCGAAGGGAGGAUUAUAGAGGAUAAAGAUGCUGCAGCACCAACUCCUCCAAAUCCCACUGGCCAGUGUCCCAUCUGUCGCUGGAACCUGAAGCAUAAGUACAAUUACGUGGAUGUCUUGCUGCUGAGUCAGUUUAUCCGUUCUGAUGGAGGGAUGUUGCCACGAAGGAUCACAGGCCUUUGUUUGGAGGAGCACAAGAAGAUUACUGUCUGUGUGAAGAUGGCUCACCGUGCAGGUUUGUUGCCAAACCACAGACCUCCACUUCCUGAAGGGCAUAUUCCCAAGAAACCCAAACUCAACAGGUAUCUGACCCGCUGGUCCGUCAGGUCUGCAAAGCCCAUCUGGAGGAGGGGCCCCAAGUGGUGCAAAAAGCCCUUCCCAGUCGGACACCCUUUGCUGAAAGAUAAUGUCAAAUACACACAAAAGCUUCUCUGUUUAAACCACUAGUGGCCAGAACCAGCAUAGCCAGUAAGCACAGCUGUUUUCCGCUGUUCUGCUGUUUUUGCAGGUUUGUCAGUACCUCCAACUUUAUUAUUCCAAAACCUUAUUAGUAUUGUCUGCAGUGUGAAUGAGCUGCAGUCUGCUCCUCUAGGAGAAUACAAUAUUCAGCAAAGCAAAUGUAAUGUGCAGAAUGAUUUGGAGAAAGGAGGGGGCAAAGGUGCUUACCUCAAAGCCAAAAAGGGUCUGAAGGCUUUUGUUUCAUUAUGGUCCACAGCUGGAUUUGGAAAAGGAUGUUUCCUCCUUUUUCCAGCAGUGAACAAUGAUUCCCCAUUAACCUAUAUUUCAACUCAGAUUUGCCUCAUUUGGGCUUUUGUGCCUGGUCUGUGCUUCACUCCUGGAUAUAGCAAAUACAGAACGUUGA
Messenger RNA from Neopsephotus bourkii (Bourke's parrot), 1104 nucleotides. RefSeq names its product mitochondrial ribosomal protein S18A (gene MRPS18A). The transcript is spliced from 6 exons. Bases 111 to 689 code for a protein of 192 amino acids. NCBI's taxonomy places the organism in Eukaryota, Metazoa, Chordata, Aves, Psittaciformes, Psittacidae. Gene Ontology annotation, cellular component: mitochondrial small ribosomal subunit; ribosome. The record is from RefSeq and is a predicted model, not a curated record. Gene Ontology annotation, molecular function: structural constituent of ribosome; small ribosomal subunit rRNA binding. Gene Ontology annotation, biological process: mitochondrial translation.